This is a messenger RNA of Eublepharis macularius, 1309 nucleotides long. It is a transcript of the gene HVCN1, whose product is annotated as hydrogen voltage gated channel 1. The transcript is spliced from 6 exons. The coding region runs from base 296 to 1015 and encodes 239 amino acids. Gene Ontology annotation, molecular function: voltage-gated proton channel activity. Gene Ontology annotation, cellular component: plasma membrane. NCBI's taxonomy places the organism in Eukaryota, Metazoa, Chordata, Lepidosauria, Squamata, Eublepharidae. Gene Ontology annotation, biological process: proton transmembrane transport. The record is from RefSeq and is a predicted model, not a curated record.
GUCUUUACGUGCACCAUCUUUCUGCACUGCAACAGCAAGUCUGUAUUUUACAUAAGGCAGGACAGGAAACCUCAGCGAACUCUUGUUUUCUUCUCAUCCUUUCCUGCAAACUAUGCAGUGGAACGGCAGCAGUGGUGGUGUUUGCACACCUGCUGUUCUGUCUUGAGGGUUGUUUCUUUGCUGCUGCAGAAGACAGCAAAGACCCUCCAUGCAAACGGAGUAAAAGAGAGACAGGCUAGGAAAGGUUGCAUCUGCAGCUUGUUUCUGCAUAGUGAUGCUCGUCUAAGCAACGGCAAUGUCUGCGUAUCUGAAGCAUUUCACGGUGGUGGGUGACGAUCCCGCCCAGUGGAACAAUGACUACAAGAAGUGGGAGGAAGAAGAGAUGGAGGAAGAAGGCGAAGGGAAGCCGGCUGAAACUGCUGUCAAGGUGGAUCCUCCACCCAGGCCUCCCACUUUUCGGGAGGUGAUGAGAAAGCUGUUCCAGUCGCACAGAUUUCAGAUCCUGGUGGUCUCUUUAGUUAUCCUGGAUGCCGUGCUGGUACUCGGGGAGCUGCUUUUGGACUUGAAAAUAAUCCAUCCAGACAAACAUGAGAUUGCACCCGAGGUGUUUCACUACCUGAGCCUUUCCAUUCUGACCCUCUUUCUGGUGGAGGUGAGCUUCAAACUCUUCACCUACCGCCUGGAAUUCUUCCACCAUAAGUUUGAGGUCCUGGACGCCAUUGUGGUCAUCAUCUCGUUCAUUCUUGACAUCGUUGUCUUGUUCCUGAAGCACGAUUUUGAAGCAUUCGGGCUACUGAUCCUGCUCAGGUUGUGGCGAGUGGCCAGAAUUAUCAACGGAAUCAUCUUGUCGGUGAAGACGCGAUCUGAGCAGCAGGUGUCCAAGCUGAAGCAAGCAAACCUGCAGCUCACCACAAAGGUCCAACAGCUGGAGAGCAGCUGUGCAGAGAAGGAGGUGGAAAUUGAGAGGCUCAACAUGCUACUGAAGCAACACGGCCUCAUUGGGGAGCCCCGGUAGGCGACCCAGUCCUGCACAGCCGUCUGCUCCGGCCCUGAGCAGCUCAGCCUUUCCCUGUACUGUGGUGUUCUGAAUACAGCCUUUUUGUAUAUUCCCUGUGCUGCCUGUAGGUGGCGUCGGCCUUCCUGCUCCUGGAGAUAUUUCUCAAGUGUUGUAAGUAGCAUCUCCAGGAGGCAGCUGUAAAAUAGGGCACAAUUACGCAAUCAUUAUUCCCGACUUUAAUUGUAUAGCUGUACAGUUUAAAAAAAAAUGGCAAAAAUUAUUUAAUAAAGUCAAAUCCAUGUUAAAGAAUCA